GUGAGCUGAGCAAAAACUCUUGACACAUCAGAGCAGCUCAUUUAUCUGACAUGUGUUACGUACAGGUUUCUUGUGUAUACAUACCCAGAUAACCAAAUAAAACCUUUAAUUCAAGAAGAAAUUAAAUUGAUACAUUAUGGGAGCAUCUUCUUCUGGCUUGCUGGAUGAGGCUAAAAUCAGCAACAUCAAAGGGCUUGUGGACAGUACGUUCCAGAGCUUUAGUGUGUUUUACCGACUGCAGUAUUCUGCAGCCUACACCGUACAUUUACACCAGGAGGUGGAGCCUAAGAAAGAGGGGAGGAGCCUACUGCUAGCACAGGGGCCUCAGUAUCCUCCAAAAGAUGUGCUAUACCAAACGAGCGUGAAGUUCUCCUGCUGGUAUGAGCAGGGGAAGAAAUGCAGAGAGAGAUUCAUCGUACUAAGAGACUACAAAGUGGAGAUACAUGAAAAUGCAGAGAGCUUCAGUCGUGGAUGUGCAGCAAAGUUGGUUCUCCAGCCAGCAGGGGGCAGUGUGUUCACAAAAGAGGAGGAGUCCAAAGCUCACCUGGAGCGAACCUGUGCUGGAAUACUCAAUGGAGUAAAGGAGGAUUCUUCUUCGGUGGUAUCCUCUCCAGAUGUGCUUGCAGUGUAUCUGCACCUGCCUUAUAUGGGGCACACCUGCUUCCUGUUCCUACAGGAAGAAGAACGUGAUAACUUCCUUUCUGCCAUCAAGACCUGCAUCAGACACGGCAACGUUGACCCCUGGUGUGAGUCAUCCUACGAGGGCCAGGCGUUCGUCCGAGCCCUCCGACUCUACCGACAGGACAAAGGAUGCUAUGAAUCCUGGGAAAUGCUGCUCGGAACAGAGGAACAAGUGCUGGCCUCACAGGUGAUGGAGGAGGUGUUGUCAUGGCUACAGAGUCAGCUUCAGUCCAGAUUGAAGGGCAAGAAGGCUGAGAGGAUUCGACAGUGGCUGGCAACGGUACAGGCUAGCUACUCUCUGGUGCUGGAGCAACUCUCUGUCAGUCUGGAGGCUCUGAGGGCUGAGUGUCGGCAGACAGCGUCAGCAAAUCAGGCGCUGAUCAGAUCCAACCUGGACCAGAUCAUGUCCUCUCACUGCUUCCUGGAGGAGAAGGUCAAAGCAUGUAUAUGUGCAGAAGCAGAGAAAGUGUGUGGUGAGUGUGUGUCGCCCUACAUGUCCUCCAUCCUUGAAGCGCUCACAGAGCACAUCAGUGCAGGGAUUCAGGGGAUGCAGAACACACUUCACACACAGAUGGACUCAGCCUUCACACACACUAAUGGAGGGACAGAGGAGACAAAGAAGGACUUGUCUCCACUGCGCUCCAUCAGUCUGGAUCAGAGCUACAGGCAGGUGGAGAACCUGAUGGAGAAGCUUCAAGAUGUGAAGCAGCGCUUUGGGCUGAGCAGCAUCCAGAGGCUGGUCCACUGUGCUCACCUGCAGAUGGAGAAGCUGUUGGACAGCGCUGUGCACACGCUGGAUCUCUUCCUGCAGUCUUCAGCCCGACUGCAGCCUUCUCUGAUUCCCUUCAAGAUGGAGCGAGCUAAAGAACGAGUCCUGAAGCAGCUGGACUAUGACAGCCGAGUGGUUCAGAGGAGGCUGUAUCAGGACGCUCUGCUGCAGAUCACCCUGCCCGCUCUCAGCAGGAACAUGGACAGCAAGUGGAAAAGUGAGCUGCAGCAGUUCGAGGAGUUCAUCUUCUCAGACUACAGCAGCUUCAUCCUGGUGCAGAACGUCUAUGAUGACGUACUGAGAAACAUCCUCAGUAAGCAGAUAGAGACAGCGGUGCAGGAAGCAGUCGGGAAGAAGAGCCGACUGCUGUUGGACACUUCAGAUCUGACCAUCAGUCAGUACAGUCUGCUGGGUCAGACGCCCCCUCACUCUGCACCAGGCAGCCCGGCCCCGCCCACCCGAGACCCCCCCUCAGCAGCACCCAGUGCAGGGGGGGAGACAGUGACAGCUGAGGUUCACCCUCAGAGUGAACCGGAUCCUAACGCUGGGUCCGAGUCCAAGGAGGAAGCCGGAGGAGACCAGCCUGACGCACCUUCAGAGACAACUGUGUCCACCUUCACCUCACCUGAGGCAGCCGUCACACGGGAAUUUGGAUCUGCUGCAUGCACAGAUCCAUGUGACCCCACCCCAGAGUGUCCUGACCCCCCAAUGUACACUCUGUCCUCACCGCAGUCCUCAGAUGUUCCAGCCGAAUGUGUUCAGUCUGCAGCGCCUCCUCCACCUGACCUCUCAACCGCAGAUGGAAAAACAGAAGUCCCGCCAACACAGGAAGUCAGUGCACCUGUAGAGCACAGUGGCCACACCCCAGACUGUCCAGACUGUCCAGACCCUUCACUGUCCACUCUGUCCUCAGAUGUUCCAGCUGCUGAAGGUGAUCAAUCUGCAGAGUCUCCUCCACCUGACCUUUCAACCUCAGAUGGAGAAACAGAAGACCCCCCCACACAGGAAGUUGAGGCACGUGAUGCACCUGCAGAUACCAGUGACCCCACCCCAGAGUGUGCAGACCCCCCAAUGUCCACUCUGUCCUCGCUGCAGUCCACAUAUGUUCCAGCUGAUCAAUCUGCAGCGCCUCCUCGCCCUGGCCUCACAACCUCAGAUGGAGAAACAGAAGGCCCCCCCACCCAGGAUCCACACCCUCCAUCUGCACCUUGUUUAGAUUGUCCAAUGAAAAUCCGCCUUGGGUCACUGAGCGAGGCGAUUGGUUGCAUUUCUGCACCACAGACGCUCUCUCAUACCGACAGAGCUGUGUACCUGACGGGAGGAGUGAAGGACAGCUGGGAGGUGGAGAGGGGGAGAGGGGGAGACGAGAAGAGAAUCCAAGACGGGAAAGAGGAGACUGAAGCAGGAGGUGGGGAAGAAGAGGAGAAGGAGGAGGAAAGAGUUGAAGGUGAAGCCAGAUCAGGGGGUGAGACUGUGGAUGUAGGGGGAGAGUCCUCUGAGCCGCCAGCAGAGUGCGCCACAUGGCAGGCAGCAGGGGAGGAGAGGGUGGGUGAUGAAGAUAGUGAGAGGGAGGAAAGAAAAGAGGACGAGGAGAAAGGAGAGCAUGCAGAAAAAGGAGUGAAAGAAAAACAGGAGGAGGUUCUUCAAAGCCCUCAGCCAAUGGGAGCGCAGUGUCAGAGUGAUGCUGAGCCGCCAUUGGACAGCGUGGCGAUGAUCAGAGACCUUGUCACUGAGAUCACUGAGGUGGAGACGCUCAUCAGCCCCUGUCCCAACAGCAGCCAUACAGCCUGACACACGUUACCAUGACGACUGACUGUUGGAGCGCCCUUAUUAAUGGUACAGAGGUUAAUGAAGUGAACAAAUGCAGAAAGGAGAUCAUUACACAUCUUUUUAGUGUCACACAUUUAUAUUACAUUUUAAAAAGACACAUAAUUCCACAUACUUCAGUAAGCUUUUUUUUAAUGAUGAUUCAAUUCAUUUAGAUUAAUCCGCUGUUUACAUUGUGACUUUCUGCUAACGUUGAACGGACAAAUGAUUCAAUAAAGAUAUAAAACUUCUGUAAGUGAUAAUGUACACAA
Eleginops maclovinus (Patagonian blennie) is the source of this 3528-nucleotide messenger RNA. RefSeq names its product protein Niban 1-like. The coding region runs from base 137 to 3241 and encodes 1034 amino acids. Lineage: Eukaryota; Metazoa; Chordata; Actinopteri; Perciformes; Eleginopidae. The record is from RefSeq and is a predicted model, not a curated record. The transcript is spliced from 14 exons.